This is a messenger RNA of Striga asiatica, 408 nucleotides long. Lineage: Eukaryota; Viridiplantae; Streptophyta; Magnoliopsida; Lamiales; Orobanchaceae. The record is from the annotation of a GenBank genome assembly.
AUGAAGAGAAAAAGAAGCAAUCAAAAUUUGAAUCUGCUGCAAUCAGAAAACCAAAGUGGAUCCCCCAAAAUUAGCAAGAGUGACAAGACGAAAAAGAAGAGGAAAAUUAAAAAAGCAGAGGACCUUCAGUUUGAGGCAGCUGAUGAACUCGCUGCUGUAGGUUCUCGUAGAAAAGAACACUUUGGGAAGCAAGAAAGAAAAAAACACAAACUAUCCAAAUCAGAUGAGGAUAUUGAAUUUCGCGGCCGUGAGGAAAUAAAAUUUGGUGACAUAGCAUUUAAGACAGCCCAAGAUGCUUGGAAAGAGAGGCUACGUCUCCAAGCAGUAGACGCCUACAGACAACGUAAAGGCUGGGCAUCGAGGCCUGGUGUUAAAAUUCUUCCGUCAAUAAUCACAUCAUCACUAUAG